Molecule: messenger RNA, 2851 nt
Organism: Ruditapes philippinarum (Manila clam)
Lineage: Eukaryota; Metazoa; Mollusca; Bivalvia; Venerida; Veneridae
Product: mitochondrial glycine transporter-like
Exons: 9
Coding region: 310-1197 (295 amino acids)
Biological process (GO): glycine import into mitochondrion
Cellular component (GO): mitochondrial inner membrane; mitochondrion
Molecular function (GO): glycine transmembrane transporter activity
Source: RefSeq, a predicted model, not a curated record
GCGCGAUGAUGUAAACAAGGUCAAAAAUAACAGGCAUGGAUCACGCGGGUUUCAGCAGGAAAUGAACAUACGGUUGUAACUGGAUUAAACGGAUGUCUUAACUAGUUGCCGUAUCAUUCUAAGUUGAAAACCGUCAAUAUAUAUUUAAUUGUUUAAUUACCUUAGAUGGACAGAAUCUGUGCAUGUUUGGCAGAAAAUUUGUGAUAUGUUGAAAAUGAAUAAAUUAUCAUAAUGUGAAUGAAAAAUGUUAACAUAAACAUGUGCUGAUUGCAUGAUAUUCUGGAGUGAUCUUAUACGGUAACCCUUUGAAUGGAUAGUAAAGAUACUUUAAUUGAAUUUCAAGAAGAUUCACGAACCAAUUUUAAGUCCCCAGUGGUAAAAUCUUUCCUUGCUGGUUCCCUUAGUGGAACAUGUUCAACCUUACUGUUCCAGCCAUUAGAUCUGGUAAAAACAAGGGUUCAAGCCUCAAUAAGUGUAAAUGGAGCACGGCCAGCUGGCAUGGUAUCCAUUGUUGCAAAUGUUGUUCAACAGGAUAAAAUUGUGGGUCUCUGGAGGGGCCUUGUACCGUCCAUCUCAAGAUGCGUGCCAGGAAUUGGAAUCUACUUUUCCACCAUCCAUUACCUGAAGGGUAAAUUUGGGCACUCAAAGAGUCCCAUUGAGUCGAUGAUCAUUGGUGGAAGUGCUAGAUCUGUUGCUGUGGUUACCAUGCUGCCAUUUACAGUCAUAAAAACUAGAAUUGAAAGUGGUGAAUUCAACUAUAAUAAUAUGUUCCGUGGAUUAAGUGCUAUCUACAAGCAAGAAGGUGCUAAAGGUUUAUUCAGUGGAAUUGCUCCUACGCUACUCAGGGAUGUGCCUUUCUCGGGCUUGUACUUCAUGUUCUACACACAGUUGAAACACAUGUCCAUCAUUGAAAGUGUUCCUGAUUCGGGACUUCCAAUGUUGCACUUCUCCUGUGGGGUAACUGCGGGCAUGAUGGCCUCCCUUAUUACACAACCUGCAGAUGUUUUGAAAACACACAUGCAACUGUAUCCUAAACGAUAUGGGCGUUUAAGGAAUGCUGCCAAAUUUGUAUACCAGAGAGAUGGUUUGGAAGGAUUUUGGCGGGGUAUUAUACCUCGGACAAUCAGACGAACUCUCAUGGCAGCUCUUGCAUGGACUGUGUAUGAAGAGGUUGCAAAGUCAGUUGGGCUUAAGUGAACAUUAUACCAACCUGUGAAUCAAACUGACCCAAAACAGUUUGUAACUACCUUGCAAGGAUAGUUCCUGAAUUUUGAAUUUGUUCAUGUUGAAAGGAAUGUUUGUUUCAAAGGAUAGUUCUAUACGGAACUUUCGAAGGAUAGUUCUUUACAGAACUCUCAGACACUUGUAGAUUUGAAACAGACUGAAAAUUCUAGACAGUAUUUUAAAAAAAAAAGAACAGUAUUUUUCAUAAAGUGAAAAACAAAAUAGUUUUAGCAGACAAAUGUAAUACUAAUAAUAUAUAAUUCUGGGGAAAUAUGGCUGAAUUGACACACACUAGAAUCAUGAAAAUGUUGAUUGCAACCUGUGGUGAAAAAAAAAAGUUUUUAAGAUGAAAAUGGUUAUUAAACAAGACAAAAAAUGGGCUAAAUGCAAUACCAAAACAUGCACAAUUUUUAUGAAAAAAAAGGUAAAAAUAAAAAUCAUAAAUUUUUGUUAUUUAUUGUAAGUAAUUCAUUAUUUUUUUACCUUAAAUUGAAAUGACACCUUUUUGUAGACGAAAUGCCCAUUUAGCCCUAAUUAUGAUUUGAUAUCAUAAUUUCAUGUUUUUUAUUUUAUUUUGUAAAUAGUUUAUUAUUAAUAACAUAAUACUUAUUUUGUUUAAAUUCAGGGUAUGAUAAUUUGUUAUCAUAGUUUCAUGUAUAAAUGUGUACAUGUAUGGAGAUCCAGAAGUUCCUCCAUGUUGGAGAGUUUUUUGUUCCCACUAUAAAUAGCUGGGCCUUUUUUUUUGAUAAUAUACCUCAACAGCUGGUCUUCUACAUAGAUUUAUACAUUUGAAUCUCUUUGAGCAUCGUAUUAUUGGAGUCAAAAUUUCAUACGAUAAUUUUCUAUCUCAAUAUUCUCAUUGCUUAUAAGAGGUCUUAAUAUAUAAGAAGUAUUGACCUCUCUUAUAAUUAUAAGAGGUUUUUUCUUGUAUAUUUUUAUUGUUUACUUGUAUUUAAAGUUUGGCACAGGCACAUGUUUAUUAUUCGAACAAACAUUACAUGUAUAUAUAAGCACAAUUUCUGUACAAUAUUCAAUAAAUAUAUACAAUGCCUGUUGCAAGUCUUUCAUCACUUCAUUGGGGCAUUAUUUUAUAGCAAAUAUGAAUUAAUUUUAACACUUAAGUUUCAAUAAGAAAAAUUGUAAAACUGUAAAGAAAAAGUUCUUAUGUUGUUAUUUUAGAAAAAAAGUUGAAAAAAAUAACUGCCUUUUAAUUUCUCACUCCUUAUGUCAUUUUAUAUUUGUACAUACAUUUAUUGUUGUUUUUUUUGUCAGUUAUUCAAGUUUAAUAACUGGACAGUUAUUUUGAAUUUUUAUGCAGUUUUAUGUGUAAGAAAUCUUAUGAUUGAACUGUGUUCUAUACAUAACAGAGAUGUGAUGACAUUUCUAUUGUGUAUAAUUAUUGUAUCAUUUUUAUGUUGCAAUUUUUAACAUAUCCUUUAUAACUGAUCCCCCCAAAUAAACUAUAAGAUUUCUGUUCAUGUACAGAAUUUUUAUUUUCUCUUUUGUGAGGCAUGUGAUCAUAUGUUUUCAUAUUUUGUUAUGAAUUUUGAAAACGUAAAGUUUUUUUAUCAUUGAAAAACCCGAUCAGUUGUAAAGGAUAUGAACAAAAUAAAAGUAUUAAAAAAUA